Messenger RNA from Schistocerca piceifrons (Central American locust), 2787 nucleotides. RefSeq lists its product as uncharacterized. The record is from RefSeq and is a predicted model, not a curated record. Gene Ontology annotation, molecular function: protein binding. The transcript has 9 exons. The coding region runs from base 1639 to 2547 and encodes 302 amino acids. NCBI's taxonomy places the organism in Eukaryota, Metazoa, Arthropoda, Insecta, Orthoptera, Acrididae. Gene Ontology annotation, cellular component: nucleus.
GCAUGGUUGAUGUUUUCGGCGGAAGACUCAAUCUAAUCUGGAAUUUGUUGAACAUAUUUGUCUGUUAGGACAAAGUAAUUGUUACGUGUUGUAGCCAAUCCGUUGAUUUUCUUGCGUGACUUCAUAUAUUAUAUGAUGGAUGACACGACUGUAGAUGAAUGGAUGAAUUUCUUCCGGGAUGCAGGCAUUCCACCAAAUGUAUCAGCCUCAUAUGCAUCUAGCUUCUGUCAAAACAGAAUCCAUUUAAAUAUGGUUCUUGAGUUAAAUAGGGAUCUUUUGAAGGAAUUGGGAGUUAAUCUAAUUGGUGAUGCCAUUGCAAUAUUAAGACAUGCCAAAUCUUUCCAUGAACAGAAUGUUCGUCAGAAGAUACUUGACAUAAUGUCAUCAGAAUGUCAAAAAGAACAUAAAAAACCUGAAGAAUGUAGUAAGAAAGUAGUAUCUACUACAGAUGUGGCUUCAACAAAUAAUAGGUGGUUUGAUGGAGGUAAUUACAUAUGCAGAAGAAAUCAGGGUGUAAAGAGGCCAAUGCAGCAGAGUCCUGUCUCUACAAUAGUUUCUACAUCUCAGCAACCUGCAGGUAGAUUACCAUGUGAAACAGAAAAUACUCACCCAGCUGCUUGUCAGUCAAUACAUAGGAUAGAACGCAAUACUUUUGAGGAUACACCAGAUGGAAUCCUUGCCACAACAAACAUGAAGAGGAAGAGAACUUUAUCGUGUUGUGGACCUAUUGAGAAAGAACAAUUUGAUCCAAAUGUUUGUAUGCAGUCAGUAUGCACUAGGGCUGCCAAUCAAUCUGUCUAUGACUCUCAAAGUACUGCAGAAAGAGUUCAGUCAGAGGGGUUACAGGUUCGAGAGUCUUCUCAAUUAGAUAUUAGUUUACCAAGGCAGGAUGUUAAAAAUGAAAUGAUAGAAACUGAAGACCCUGUAGAAAACCAUUCAAGUUUUUACCCAAGAUGUCAGCUGCCUUUACAGCGGAGGCAGGAAGAAUCACCAACACAGACAUGUACUCAAGAUCAAUCUCAGGAGAGAAUGCAGGGGUUCCAGUCACUACCAAACAAACAAUCACAAUCUCAAACUAUGUCAGUGUCACAGUUUCCAUCUCAUGUGGCAUCAUCUUCACAGUCAUCAUUUUUAAGAAGGCCAAAUUCUCAUAUGCAGUAUCAACCUGCAUUAAAGUUACAUCAUGAAUCCCAGUCAUCAUUGUGUCUUCAGCCAUCAGUGCAGCCUAAGACAGCAUAUGCAGUAUCCUCUCAGGCAAAUGCACACAAGAAUGUGAAAUUACAGAAUAAAAAAGUGAUGCAGUGUAAUUCUGCUCGUUCCUGCUCCACAACAAAGCUGAUUCUUGCAACUGGCAAAAAUAUAAAUAAAAAAUUUAAAUUACUGCAUUCUUUCCCAAGGACACCAUGUGUGACUCAGGAUCCACAUUCAACCGAGUGCACUCAAGAAAUGAGGUACAAAGACCUGUAAGCUCAUGGGUUGUUUGUGCAUGUAACAACAAGUCUGUUGUGAAAAAGACUGAAAUGAGGAAAAGGGGGAACUUUCGCAGACUGUGUUAGAAUCUGAUAAUGCAACAUGUGUAUUGCAGAAUGGAUCUCAGACUACGUUCAUUGAUGCUGGUGGUGACUUGCUGGAGAAGAAAUGAAUGCCUUGACAGAUACAUCUGCAGUAAGAGGGGAUACUCAGCAGUUGUCUAAACCAUUGGCACACACAUUUGACAGCUGUUUAUAUGAAGGUUCUUCCUCUCAUACCUUCAAUAACUCUAGCAAUGACGCUGAAAAUAAUUCGCAACAUGAGAGAGUUCCUGGUCAAAUAUUUUCUCGCUUAGGCGUGAAAGUUGAAUUGGUGUCAGUGGAUAACAACGACUGUAACACAUCAGUUAAAAAUGAUACUUUACCAACUUGCAGAUUUGGUAACAACGUUAAGUACAAGAUAAAUAAACCAAAAAAACAUAAAAAUUUAGCAAGUAAAUUUGCUAAAAUAAUGGCAGUUAAACAGUUGCCUAGAAACAAAUUACUCAAGAGGAAAAUUAUGUUCACAGCAUUUCAGAAAACCUCCACAAUUGGCGCACAAAACAUUGUACCAGAUCAGACACGACAGGGAGUUCCUUCUAUAAACGGUGGACAGCCACAACUGCGAGGUAUUUUGAAACCACAGACCAUUACUUUAGAGCAACGGCAAGAUGUGGAACCAGAAGAAGAGGAUCAGUCACAGAAAAUGACUGCAAACAAGCUUCUGGAAUCUGUAGCCAGAUCUCGUGCUUCAGAUUUGGGAGUGGUUUGUGAUGCUAUCCAUUAUUUGAGUAAUGAUUCCACAAAAUCCGAAGAUGGAGAUUAUAUUUGUCGGAGCACUGAUAAUUUUUGCAGUGAUGAUGAGCAGCAAGAGGAACUCAGCAGGGCUCCCACUAGUGACACCUGUAAAACAGUACGUUUUGGACCUGUUUGUAUCAAGGAAUUUGAGAAAGAUACAUUGUCGUCAUCAGGAAAAACAGCAACAAAUUCUAGACCUCCCAUCUUCAGAAGGUUGGGUGCCAGGAGGAAAGGAAUAUAACAGAUUACUGUAUUUGCAGCUCACAAUAUCUAUUUAACGUAUAUCUUCUUGGUGUGUCCAUCUUUAAGAAACCAAUUUAGUAUUCUUUUGUACGUUAUGUUGUAAACAUAGUAUAUUGCAAGAUGAUUGAUGUACAGUGGAUGUAUUAUUUACAGCAGAACUUUUUUCUAAUAAAAAUUAAUAUAUAUUACCAUCAGUUUAUCACCAGAAAAUAUAUAAUCUACCCUGCAGUUUUGUGAA